This is a messenger RNA of Podarcis raffonei (Aeolian wall lizard), 893 nucleotides long. It is a transcript of the gene PDX1, whose product is annotated as pancreatic and duodenal homeobox 1. The transcript has 2 exons. The record is from RefSeq and is a predicted model, not a curated record. NCBI's taxonomy places the organism in Eukaryota, Metazoa, Chordata, Lepidosauria, Squamata, Lacertidae. Gene Ontology annotation, biological process: regulation of transcription by RNA polymerase II; type B pancreatic cell differentiation. The coding region runs from base 66 to 893 and encodes 275 amino acids. Gene Ontology annotation, cellular component: nucleus. Gene Ontology annotation, molecular function: DNA-binding transcription factor activity, RNA polymerase II-specific; RNA polymerase II cis-regulatory region sequence-specific DNA binding.
CCUGUCAAAGGCUUCGCAGCGCAGCCCUGGCCUGUGCGCGGCUCGCCCCGGUGGCUCCUCCAGCCAUGAACAGCGAGGACCAGUUUUACGCCUCCAGCCAGCUCUUCAAGGAGCCGUGCGCCUUUCAGAGAUCCCAGCCGCAGGAUUAUAGCCAGAGCCCCCCCGCGUGCCUGUACAUGGGUAGGCAGCCCCAACCGCAGCAGCAGCAGCAGCCCCCGUACCCGAGUGUUUUGGGGGCCUUGGAGCAAGGCAGCCCGCCGGACAUUUCCCCCUACGAGGUGCCCCCCAUCACCGACGACCCAGGCAUUUCACAUCUCCAUCACCACCCUCACCACCAGCACCACCACUCUCAACUGCCUCACUCGCACCAGGAAGCGCUCCCCUUUGCAGAUGGGGCGGACUCUGGGGUGCUAGGGGAGCCCAGAGUGCACUUGCCAUUCCCCUGGAUGAAAUCCACCAAAUCCCACGCCUGGAAGGGACAGUGGGCUGGCACGGGGGGCUCUUUCGUGGUGGAGCAGGAGGAGAAUAAGCGCACGAGGACCGCCUACACGCGGGCGCAGCUGCUGGAGCUGGAGAAGGAGUUCCUCUUCAACAAGUACAUCUCGCGGCCUCGCCGGGUGGAGCUGGCCGUCCUGCUGAACUUGACGGAGAGGCACAUCAAGAUCUGGUUCCAGAACCGGCGGAUGAAGUGGAAGAAGGAGGAGGACAAGAAGCGAGGCGCCGGCGGAGGAGGGAGCAGCCAGGAGCCCGAGCAAGACUGCGCCGUGUCGUCGGGGGAACUGGCCGGGAAAGAGCAGGGCGAAGAGGAGCGCUCGGCGCCCAGCUUGCUCCCGGUGGAACUGCUCCCCUCCAGCCCCGACGCCUCGCCCAGGCGGCAGCAGGACGCACGGUGA